Messenger RNA from Drosophila bipectinata, 3121 nucleotides. NCBI's taxonomy places the organism in Eukaryota, Metazoa, Arthropoda, Insecta, Diptera, Drosophilidae. The record is from RefSeq and is a predicted model, not a curated record.
UUUGACAUCGCGCGUGGUGGCACGUUUUGUCCCGGGUCUCUUGGAUGGACCUAUGUCCAAUCCGUAAUUUAACUCGGAAUUGCCUUCGAAAGUGCGGCAGCUUGCCAAAUCGCAACCGAAAGUUGAAGACCCCGAACUGCAAUCGCUUUGGGUAUCAAGUAUACGCCGCGUUAUCUUGAUCCGACCGAUUGACGUUGUCGGCAACUAGUAACCAGCAACUAAUAUCUACAACUAAAAAACACGAAUUUGCCCAAGACCAAAGCAAGUGACCGUCAAAAUGUCUGACAAUAAAGAUGAUUCUGCCACGCCCAACGCACCUGAGCCGGUGACAAGCCGGGCACCGCCCAGCGGACUAUCGCCUCUGCGGCACAGCCAACUGUCGGACAGUGGAGCGGAGAGCUGCUACGAGGGCGACGAGCAGGCUCGACUCAUCCGGACACCUUCGGCGCGGGCCCACAAAUUUAUCAUUAUCCCGGCAACGCCUGGAACACCCAGCUCAGGCUCCACAGCGGGACCACUGCCCUUCCGUCAGACCAGCUCUACAACAUCCCUGGCAGCCAUGGCGGCGGCGCUCCAAAAACAGCCUCCGCUCCGUCAGAUUUCUGUGAAGUCACGGCCCAACUCGGAGGUGUUGCAAGCCCAGCCGUCACAUCUGCAGGUUCAGCCACCAACAGCGGCCGAGUCGACCUCAACGGUUACCUUCACCAUCGACGACUCUGAUGCCCAGCCCGUGGAUCCCGUACCAGUGUCUGCGCCUGUGCCCGCCAUCUCGCCAUCGCCCGCCACCCUGACCUGCACCACCACAACAACCAUGGCCGGAGAUGCGAUGGCUAUUUCUCCGCUCAGCAUGGGGCUCCGUGCUCGGAUUGGCAGCCACCACAGCAGCAUGCGCUCCGUGGCUUCAGGUUACCUGCCCAGUCUAAAUAACAGCAGUGGUAACCUGGUCGGAGCCAUUACCGCUGCCACAUCCGGAUUACAGGCCCCUAAUCCGCUGUACAUGCAACCGCAGGCCUCGCUGAGCGGCAGUUCCUAUCAGUUUCACGACUUGGCCUCCAACCAGAUCUAUUCCGAUGUGACCUCGGUUCGCUCACUGGCCUCCAUCGGGAUUGGAUCCACGGACGGGCGAAAGCUGGUCAUUCGUCGGGUGCCCACCACGGCCAACGAGCUGUUCGACAUGGUUAAUCCGCAGACACCACCGCCGCUGGGCAUCGAUGACGAUGACAGCUACCUGGACAUAUCCGACGAGGCGGCCCAGCUGAAGCCACGCCAGCAACACUGGGCCAAUAAGAUGCAGUUCGUUUUGGCCUGCAUCGGUUACUCGGUGGGUCUGGGAAAUGUCUGGCGUUUUCCCUACAUGUGCUAUAAAAGUGGAGGUGGUGUUUUUCUCGUACCUUAUUGCAUAAUACUGUUCAUAUGCAGCAUUCCGUUGCUGUUUAUGGAGCUUUCCGUGGGUCAAUAUACUGGCCGAGGACCCAUCGGAGCGCUAGGUCAACUGUGCCCACUGUUCAAAGGAGCCGGCCUGGCCAGUGUCGUUGUCUCGUUUCUUAUGUCCACCUACUAUAGUGUCAUCAUUGGCUACUCCAUCUAUUACUUUUUCACAUCCUUCAAAACCGAAAUGCCCUGGGUGGACUGCAGCAACAGAUGGAACACGCCGGAUUGCUGGGUCCCGCAGCCAAAGGGAUCGAACAUAACUGCGCCGGACACCUCCCGCACACCCUCUGAGGAGUUCUUCGAAAACAAAGUACUCCAGAUUAGUCGCGGGUUGGAGGAUCCGGGAAUGAUGCGCUGGGAGCUUUUUGCCUGCCUGAUCUGUGCCUGGCUAAUGGUCUACUUUGCCACAUGGAAGUCCAUUAAAUCUUCGGCGAAAGUUCGCUACUUCACAGCCACCUUCCCGUUCGUCCUUAUCAUAAUCCUGAUGGGACGGGCCGUGACUCUGGAUGGAGCAGCCGAGGGUCUGAGAUUCUUCUUCCGGCCAAAGUGGUCCGAGCUGAAGAACGCCAAUGUGUGGAUCAAUGCGGCGAGUCAAAACUUCAACUCCCUGGGUAUCACCUUCGGCUCGAUGAUCUCCUUUGCCAGUUACAACAAGUACAACAACAAUAUCCUGCGGGACACGGUGGCAGUGAGUGCAGUGAAUAUGAUAACCAGCCUACUGGUGGGAAUAUUCGCCUUCUCCACGCUUGGAAACCUGGCUCUGGAGCAGAACACCAAUGUCCGCGAUGUCAUUGGGGACGGGCCGGGCAUGAUCUUCGUGGUGUACCCUCAGGCGAUGGCCAAGAUGCCGUACGCCCAGUUGUGGGCCGUCAUGUUCUUCUUUAUGCUCCUCUGCCUAGGAUUAAACUCGCAGUUCGCCAUUGUUGAAGUCGUGGUGACGUCUAUCCAGGACGGCUUCCCGAGGUGGAUCAAACGCCAUCUGGGCUACCACGAGAUAGUAGUUCUCUUCGUUUGCGUGAUCUCCUGCCUUUUCGGAAUGCCAAACAUCAUCCAGGGUGGCAUCUAUUACUUCCAGCUGAUGGAUCACUACGCCGCAUCCGUGACGAUCAUGUUUCUGGCCUUCUGCCAGAUGAUAGCUAUUGCCUGGUUCUACGGCACCGGUCGACUGUCAAAGAACGUCAAGCAGAUGACCGGGAAAGCACCCUCUUUGUAUCUAAAGUCCUGCUGGCUGGUCUUGGGACCUUGCCUGCUUUUUGCCAUCUGGGUGUUGAGCCUCAUCAACUAUCACGAACCCACCUACCACAAUGGACGCUAUACCUAUCCGGACUGGGCCUACGGCAUAGGAUGGAUGUUUGCCUCCUUUUCACUGAUCUGUAUUCCGGGCUAUGCGCUGAUCAACUUCCUGCGCUCCAGCGGUGACACCUUUUGGGAGCGAAUUCGCAACACACUCCGACCGAACAUCUAUGAGUGCAAGAUCUGCGGCGAACACCAUUGUGAACACGAUUUUCCGGAGCAGGAACAAUUCAUGCUGGCCCAGGAACUGGCCACCGUGUACAAGCCCACCAAUAGCCAUUUACUGCAUCUCAGUCAGAAAGGCGGCUACAACCCAAUGCAAGCUUCAACUGCGGAACAUCCGUAUCAUUCCCAAUACAAAGCGCAUCCGGAAAAAGAUGAGAUGAGUGGCAAGUAG